Molecule: messenger RNA, 852 nt
Organism: Acanthosepion pharaonis
Lineage: Eukaryota; Metazoa; Mollusca; Cephalopoda; Sepiida; Sepiidae
Source: the annotation of a GenBank genome assembly
AUGGCACACGUAGAAUCUAUCUAUCUAUCUAUCUAUCUAUCUAUCUAUCUAUCUAUCUAUCUAUCUAUCUUUCUCAUGUUGUCUGAUAUCGAGUCCGUGACAUACUAUAAUAAUGUUACGUCUGCCACGAUAUCUCACUGUUAUGACAGCGCCAUUCCGGAUGAUAAACGUCUCGCCUAUGCCAUCUAUCAGUUGACGGUGAUGUUUGUGGCCCCCACAAUCAUAAUGGUCAUUUGCUAUUCGUUCGUCAUCCAUGUUCUGUGGCUCAGCUCCAAACAACUGCGCAGCAUGACAUCACCUAAUGGGAGUUCAAGCCAGACAGUCAGCGAAGAUUCAGACGCCAAAAGGAUCUGCCUCAAUUCGAGUGUAUCAGUUCACUCGGGGGUUAGCCGAUCGUCGCAUCAACGUUCUCGUCAAAGUGUCCUCAAAGGUGCUGCCAAGGCACACAGUACAGAAAUUCUUAAAGCCAGGAGACAGGUUAUGAAAAUGUUGAUAACGAUCGUGGUAGCCUUUCUCAUUUGUUGGGGUCCUCGUUUGAUUUUUCGCGUCAUGCAACGAAAAGGUGACCGUCAUUCUGAACAUGACCAUACAUUAAAGGUCGUGUUUGGUUUGCUACCUUAUAUCCAGUCGUGUCUGAAUCCAAUCAUUUACGGAUUUAUGUCGAAAAACUUCCGUCGGAGCAUGCGCAUGGCGUGUCGUAACCAUAUUUGCCGAACGCGAGAGAAGCAGAUCUGCAUGGGACAUCGCAUCCACUUGUCCGACUAUGAAAUGGAAUCACGAAGCAUCAACGGUACAAUAGCAACUAAAAUGUCCCUUCGGACAAUCGAGAGCGUCUCGUCAGAUGACAACUGA